AAACAAAACAAUGCGCAGCACACAACUGCGCAAGUUACAAUUAUCAAUAAAAAAAAAUAUCAAAACAUAGCAACCCCAAUUCUGUAGUUUACUAAUAAAUAUAUUGUAUAUUUUUAUAUAAAAGUAUUUAAAAUGAUAAGAAUUUAAAUGAAUAAAUUUAUCUUGUUAGUAGUUAAUUAAAUCUUUGUAUAUAAACAACAAUGGCGGAUUCGUUAGCGAAAUACGGAUUAUUUGUUGACGAUUUAUGUAAAAUCCGUAUUUUAGAACCCGAAAUUACAACUCAGAGUGACAAAUUAAAAGACGAAUGUCACGAUUUCGUAAGCAAAAUAACAGAAUUCAAAAAAAAUUCCGAGCGGUUCAUAAAUCUGCUGGACAAAUUAGCAACGGAAGUUGAGAAAGAAAAAAUGCGUACCAUUGGCGCCAGAAAUUUAUUGAGUUCCGUUGAGAAACAACGUGACGUACAAAAACAAAAGAUCCAGGCGAUGAUAAUUGAAAAAACAAUGGAACUAGAAAGACUGAGAGUACAGUACGACUCAUUGAAAAAAAUCGAACUCGAACAACUCGAAACAAUUGAACAUUUAACUAUCAAUUAA
Messenger RNA from Microplitis demolitor, 593 nucleotides. RefSeq names its product intraflagellar transport protein 20 homolog (gene IFT20). Gene Ontology annotation, cellular component: Golgi apparatus; cilium; centrosome. Gene Ontology annotation, biological process: centrosome localization; protein localization to cilium; intraciliary transport. The transcript has 3 exons. Bases 201 to 593 code for a protein of 130 amino acids. The record is from RefSeq and is a predicted model, not a curated record. Lineage: Eukaryota; Metazoa; Arthropoda; Insecta; Hymenoptera; Braconidae.